AUGGCAGAGCCCAAAAAGAACAACGAAGACGCUCCAGUCAAAGUAAGAUGGAGAUCGCUCUUUCACUUCACAACAAUCCGCCAGCUCCCACUCAUCCUAGUUGCGUUCGCUAUCACAAUCGCGACCAGCGCCACCAAAAUCGUGUUUGCGUUCUAUCUCGGUCAGCUUUUUGAGCUCUUUACGCAGCUUGGCAAUGGAACAACCAAGGGCCCGCAGAUGCUUGAAGGGGUUCGAUCGAAUAUUCUGAUUCUGCUUGUUAUUGGAGGUCUAUCAUGGGUGUUGAAUGCUGGGUUUUUGUUUAUUUGGGUUACGUUUGCCGAGUUCCAGGUCAGACGUGCGCGGCAAGAGCUGUUUGCAAAGCUGUUGGACCAGGAUCUCUCGUGGUUCGAUAUGAAAGAACAGGGGAUGGGCUCACAACUACGUGAACUCCAGAUUGCUACAGCCCAGCCUCUAGGAUUCCUCUUUCAACACACUAUUCAGGUCAUUUUGGCAGUGGUGCUCGCUCUCUACAUAUCGUGGAAAGUGACUUUGAUCACAUUGGCUGGAAUCCCCGUUUCUUCAAUCAUCAUAUCAAUCGUCUCUUCGAGAAUGAACCCUAUAAUGAAAGCCCAACAGUCGGAGCUGUCCGAAGCUUCCAAGUUUGCAUACGACGCGUUCACCUCCAUUGAUAGCGUGAAAUGCCUCAAUGGAGAAUUUUCUACCUAUUUGCACUUGGUAUCACACAUACGGGCUGCAGCUCGGUGGUACUUGAAACUGGCGGUUCUUACUGCCAUUCAACUGGCCUUUGCCCGAUUGACAACAUUUGCAAUGUUUGUUCAAGGGUUCUGGUAUGGCAGUUCCUUGGUUCAGUCUGGGGAAUUGACAUCUGGCGACGUCUUGACGACUUUCUGGGCAUGCUUGAUCACUGUGCAGUCCAUCGAACUUGGUGUUCAUCAACUUGUCAUAUUGGAGAGAGGCAAGAUUGCUGGUGAGACUCUGCGAUCGUAUCUUCUUUAUCGAAGUGCCGAACGGCCACCGCUUAGAGUACGACGAGACCGAUAUCCAGACCUGCGCACUGAGGAUAUCAGGUUUCAAGAUGUCUCGUUUGCCUAUCCUUUCCAACCCGACAGGCUUAUUCUCAAAUCCCUGAAUCUAGUAUUCCCAGCCGGUAAAACCGUCUUCAUUGUCGGACGCAGCGGAGCCGGGAAAAGCACGCUGACGAAUCUUCUUUUGCAAUUCUAUGCACCUACAGCUGGAGGAAUCCUGGUCGGGGGUGUUCCCUUUCGCGCAAUCGAUACGUCUUGGAGUCGCAAAAGCUUUACCAUGGUUCAGCAGAAUAGCUAUCUGUUCAACGAGACCGUUUCUACUAACAUUGCAUUUGGAAGUCACGAUCCCUCAAAUGUCACGAGUGACAGGAUGCGAAUGUGUAUAGAAAUGGCAAGUCUAGAAAGCACUAUUAACAAACUUCCCAAGGGGUUGGAUACUGCUGUUGGAGUAGAAGGCAACCUGCUGAGCGGUGGGCAGAAACAGAGGCUGGCUGUUGCUCGAGCUAGAAUGAGAGACAGCGCGGUUCUGAUUCUUGAUGAAUUCACUAGUGCUUUGGAUUUCGAGAAUAGGGUUGCCGUUAUGAACGCUGUUCGAGAAUGGAGGAAGGGGAUGACAACUAUCAUUAUCACGCACGAUACGUCCAAUAUUCUUGAUGACGACCUUGUUUACGUUUUGGAAUCUGGAAGUGUGGCCGACUAUGGACUCAAAAAGGAUUUGAUGAGAAAGGGCCUACAAAUAUUCACAGCCACAGAGACCUACGAAGACGAAGUCGAGAGCGAGAGCUUUAUAGAAUCCCCAUCAUCCCCAUCAUAUCUGGAUCAUUUCUUUGCUGAAGACGACCCGGAAGACUCGUGGCUAGCAUCCACUGAUGACAGCGAGACAGCAAGUCUGAUAGAACUUGUUGAGUCAGACGAGAGAAGACUGCUUCCUCAGCAAACCUCGUGGCUUUCAGAAUAUGAUGCCAACGCCGCGUCGGAUCCAGUCAAAUUUGUUGAUUCUGGCGAAAGACAUUAUUUUCAUCAGGCAAAUGAGUUUCUUCCGCUGGGCAGGAUGGCUCGAGAUUCGAUGGUCGUUCCUAUGCCUCGUGCUGCUACUCGUCGUCAGUCGACUCUUCCAGUGUACUCUGAUGAUGCUGGAAAUGGCUAUAAACAAGUCACAUCUAAAAGACGGCGUGCGUAUGAUAAGCGUUCAACAUCUAAACGCCAUGCCUUUAAACGCCUUUUUAAAGCCGGCCAACGCAAGACCGAAGCAAAACAAACGCUACCGCUACACAAGACAUUACUCAGUAUACCCUCGGUAUUAAACACAAAGCAAAAGGUUCUUCUCGCAGCUAGUAUGGUCCUGGCCACUUUGCAUGCAGCCGCCAGUCCCAUUUUCUCUUAUCUUUUGUCGCAGCUGUUUGAGUCCUUUUAUUCUGAUGCCAAUCGAUCGACUGUAGCGAAGAAAUGGUCCAUAGCCAUCUUGGGGUUAGCCGUCUGUGACGCUUUUAUCACAUUUAUCAUGCAUUACUUGCUCGAAUACUGCAGCCAAGCCUGGAUGGACCAGCUGCGCACAAAAUCCAUGCGUCGGAUACUGAAUCAGCCUUGUUGCUGGUUCGACGAAGAGAAAAACCACCCCAUGCAACUGACAAUGUGCCUAGACCAGAAUGCCGAGGAAAUCCGUAAUCUUGCAGGCAGGUUUGGAGGGCUGGCAAUGAUCGCCGCGAUGACCUGCAUUAUUGCCAUUGCGUGGAGCUUUGUUCUCAACUGGAAACUUACCUUUGUCAGUCUUGCGUGUGCGCCGGUCUGGUAUGGAAUCAGCAACGGGCUGGACGUGGUGAAUAGGAAGUGGGAGAAACGGACAAACGAUUUGAAUGAGCUCGUGGCAUCGGUGUUUUCCGAAACUUUUGUGGAUGUUCGCACCGUGAGGGCGUUUACUUUGGAAGACCAUUUCCAGUAUAAACACUCUCGUAUCUUGAAGACGGCUUUGGGAGUGGGAUUGAGACGAGGGUUUUACUCGGGAAUUGUCUUUGGUCUGACCGAAUCGUCUGUGAUUUUUGCAAGCUCUUUGCUUUUCUACUAUGCGGCUGAACUGGGAGCUUCGGACAGCUCUAAAAUUACGCCCAUUAUAUCCGUCUUGACGAUGAUUUUGUUUAGCUUGGGAUAUGCCGUUUCGGUGAUGUCGUGGAUUCCUCAAGUCAACUCAGCCAACGACACAGCUACUCAACUGAUUGGACUGUCCCGUCUGCCAUCUGGCUCGUCGCAUGAGCAAACUGGGAAGCUGCGGGUCUUUGAACCGCUUCCGAUUGAAUUCAAAGACCUGAGCUUCAGCUAUCCGGGACGACCAGAAGCCAAGGUCCUGAACCGCAUUUCCCUCACGAUCCCAGGCAACAGCUGCGUCGCGCUGGUCGGGAGCUCUGGUUCUGGAAAAUCAACCAUCGUCUCCCUCCUCCUCGGUCUAUACGCUUGCCCCAACCCAACGCGAGGCAAAGCCGCUGCGCUGACGCUGGGCGGCGUGGACAUUCGACAAGUACACAUGCCAACACUGAGAACGUUAAUCGCCUACGUCCCACAGCACCCACGUCUCUUUGCAGACACAAUCCGCGCUAACAUCACCUACGGCCUGAACUCGUACUCGCGCCUGCGCAACAUGAAGAACAUCGAAGCCGCGGCCGAAGCAGCAGGGAUCGCCGAGUUCAUCCGGUCCCUGCCAGAGGGUUAUUCUACAGUGGUCGGCGAAGGCGGACUGUCUCUAUCCGGUGGCCAGAUCCAGCGACUGGUGAUUGCGCGAGCGCUGGUGCGGCAUCCGCGAGUGCUGAUUCUCGACGAGGCGACGUCGAAUCUGGACGCGGAGAGCGCGGCGGUGAUACGGCAGGCUGUGCAGAGUUUGCGAGCAUCGGCGCGGCAGAGCCUAACGGUUAUCUUGAUCACGCAUGCGGUGGAGAUGAUGCAGAUUGCGGACAGUGUGGUGGUGAUUGAUCAGGGCAGGGUGGUGGAACAAGGGCGGUAUCAGUCUUUGCUGCAGCGCGCAGAUGGACGGCUGCGAGAUAUGCUUGGGGGGAAGGGUUAG
Messenger RNA from Talaromyces rugulosus, 4074 nucleotides. RefSeq lists its product as uncharacterized. The record is from RefSeq and is a predicted model, not a curated record. The transcript has 5 exons. Lineage: Eukaryota; Fungi; Ascomycota; Eurotiomycetes; Eurotiales; Trichocomaceae. Gene Ontology annotation, biological process: transmembrane transport. Gene Ontology annotation, molecular function: ABC-type oligopeptide transporter activity; ATP binding; ATP hydrolysis activity. The coding region runs from base 1 to 4074 and encodes 1357 amino acids. Gene Ontology annotation, cellular component: membrane.